Molecule: messenger RNA, 1861 nt
Organism: Sphaeramia orbicularis (orbiculate cardinalfish)
Lineage: Eukaryota; Metazoa; Chordata; Actinopteri; Kurtiformes; Apogonidae
Gene: cdca7b
Product: cell division cycle associated 7b
Exons: 10
Coding region: 276-1487 (403 amino acids)
Biological process (GO): regulation of DNA-templated transcription
Cellular component (GO): nucleus
Source: RefSeq, a predicted model, not a curated record
AGAGCAGCUUUAAACAUAGAAAGCAACUUUUUACAACCAAAUACUGCGAGAGAAAGGUGGGUUUUACGUAAGACAUACAUUAGCAGGUUCUCAAAGCUACAAAUAUUGUACUUUACUAGCAAUUUAUAUAUACGCCGAUAAAAAACAAUACCUUUCUUUUGUAAAUCCCAGGUUUGUGUAGCGGUUGGUUUUUAAAUCCGCCUCUGCUGCCCAUUCACUGAACUCACAGUUUCGCUCUAAAACAGGCUGAAAGUUUGACACAAAACGGAUAUAAAAUGACCCUCACGUCUAAGGCUCUGUGUUUCAAGUCUAAGUUUAUAACUGCUGAGCUGGCUCGUCUGUUCAGCCAGUCGGACAGCGAGGAAGAGUUUGAAGGUUUCAGUGAGGAUGAGGAAGACAGACAGUCUUAUAACAAACAACAGAACCCCAAGAUGGUGGAAUCGGAGGAUGACAGUGACGUUGACACAGGCUUCUACUCUGAUGGUGAGGAUGCGCCCCCACCAAAAAGAAGGAGUCUUUUAGUAGCCUUAAGGUUUCCUAUGAAAAGACUGUCUACUCCCAAACAAGAACCACGAAAGAAAAAUGUCAAAGCAGACAAAGUAAGUCCUCCAUCACAGAGAGCCAGACGGAGGGUGAGGCAGGAGGAGGAGGAGGAGGAGGAGGAGAAGAAGAAGAAGGAGAAGGAGGAAGAGGAGAAAGAAAAGAAAGAGGAGGAAGAAGAAGAGGGCAUGUCACAGAGCCUGAAGAACCACUACAGAAACAUUGAGGAAAAUAAAGCUAUGUUGGCUAAGCUGUUUGCUGAUCUGAGGACCAUGGCUGACCUGACUGUGAACACCACACCUUCAAAGAAGAAACGCACACAGGAGAAGGUAACCCCACGGAAACGUAAGGCUGAGGAAAUGGGGUCAGAAAGGAGGAACCCAUCCCGUAAAGCCCGGCCUCGGGAGAACUUUGCAGUGGAGGAAAAGAGUGAGCCUGUGAUCCGCAAAGGCCCCAGAACUGUGGACAUCAGGAGGCUGGUGGAGGUGGAUGAAGACCAUGUCGGCGAACGGCGUAAAAUGAGGAAAAGCGGUUCCAGAAGGAGCCAAUAUGUGGUCAAAUCUGUCGACGAGAUCACUGAAGAAGACCUGGACAAUAUAGCGUACCGCAGCAAAGACAAGAUCUGGGACAAGGAGAAUGGCAGCUCAUGUCACCAGUGCAGACAAAAGACUUUGGACACCAAGACGGUGUGUCGCAGUGGUUUCUGUGUGGGGGCCAAAGGUCAGUUCUGUGGUCCGUGUCUGAAGAACCGCUACGGAGAGGACGUACGCACUGUACUGCUCGACCCGACGUGGUCGUGUCCCAUCUGCCGAGGCAUGUGUAACUGCAGUCUGUGCCGGAAAAAGGAGGGUCGCUGUGCUACAGGCAUCCUGGUGGGACUGGCCCGCUACAAUGGUCAUGACAAUGUCCAUGAGUAUCUGGAGAGCAUUCAGAAGGAGCUGCACUAGAGUCCAGACUGAAGACCAGAGGAAAACCUGCUGUACAGCUGGUCACUGGUGCUGCAUCGUAGGCGUUCAUCUAACUAGAGAAAGGAGCAGAAACAUGAGUGUGUUUCUACUUAAUACCACUCAGAGUUAAGGCACAUACACUGUAAUGUUUUAUGUUUUGGCUGCAUAAGAUGCAGAGAUGUUUUUAUUUUGUUCCAAUCAGUAGUCAUUACUGAGUUGUGUAUUUUCAUUUGAAUGUUUUUACUUUCACUUAAUGCUCACUAGAACAAAUAGUUACCGUCUGGUGUCUUUCAUUCUACUUUUCUAAUCUUUAAUAACUCUACACCAUUUUUGUCAGUCCUCUGUAAGUUUUAAUAAAGUACAGUAUUCUCUAA